CAGAGCUCUUUUUCGACCCCAAAAAACAAAGAAAAUUGGGAGAGCUCUUUGAAAAUCGUAGACCCGAGUCUGUGGCUGUUUGAGGAAGAAGGAGGUAGAUUUCACGGCGAUGGCUUUCAAUCUCCGGCAACGGCAAACAGAAUGUAUUGCUCGUAUGCUGAAUCUGAACCAACCUGUGACUGCGACGGGUAUGGUAAACGACGACGUUUAUAGGAUGUUGAUCUAUGAUAGGCAUUGCCAGAACAUUCUCUCCCCACUGAUCCAUGUUAAGGAUCUUCGAAAGCACGGUGUGACUCUUUAUCACCUUAUUGAUAAGGACCGAGACUCUGUCGCUGAUGUGCCUGCGAUCUACUUUGUCCAACCCACCCUUGCCAAUGUGCAGCGAAUCGUUGCCGACACGUCCAAGCUGCUAUAUGAUAGCUUCCAUCUCAAUUUCUCGUCCUCGAUUCCCCGUGCACUUCUGACGGAACUGGCUUCUGGGGCUGUGAAUUCAGAUUCGAUACAUCGGAUUUCCAAGGUGCAUGAUCAGUAUCUGGAUUUUGUGACACUGGAGGAUAAUUUGUUUUCUUUGGCACAGAAGUCUAGUUAUGUUCAGUUGAAUGAUCCAUCGGCAGGGGACCGUGAGAUUGAGGAGAUUAUUGAGAAGAUUGUUGGUGGGUUGUUCUGUGUUUUGGCCACUCUUGGUGUUGUGCCAAUCAUCAGUUGUCCACGUGGUGGACCUGCUGAGAUGGUAGCGUCGGCAUUGGAUCAGAAGCUGCGUGACCACUUGGGUGUAAAGAACAAUUUGUUAACAGAAGGGAGGACAACCUCCUUCCAGCGCCCAAUAUUGUGUCUAUUUGAUCGUAACUUCGAGUUGUCUGUGGGGAUACAGCAUGAUUUUAGGUAUCAACCAUUGGUGCAUGAUGUUCUUGGGUUGAGGCUUAAUAGGUUGAAUGUGCAAGGGGAAAAAGGCGGGAUGAAGUCAUAUGAAUUGGAUAGCUCAGACCCAUUUUGGGCAGCAAAUUGGUCUCUAGCAUUUCCUGAAGUAGCAGGUGAGAUUGAAAGCCAAUUGAGCAAGUAUAAGAAGGAUGUUGAUGAGGUAAAUAGAAGGACCGGCGGAAGUGACGGGACUGAGUUUGAUGGGACAGAUGUGAUUGGAAACACAAAACAUUUGAUGAGUGCAGUUAACUCCUUACCUGAGUUGACUGCAAGGAAGCAGGUAAUUGAUAAGCACACAAAUAUUGCAACAGUGUUGUUGGGUGAGAUUAAGGAGAGGUCGCUUGAUGCUUUUGCCAACAAGGAGUAUGACAUGAUGGCCAGAGGGGGCAUUGAUCAAAAAGAACUUUUGGGCGCACUUAAAGGGAAAGGAACUAAGAUGGAUAAACUCCGGUUCGCUAUCAUGUAUCUCAUUUCAUCAGAAAGCAUUAACCAGGGAGAAGUUGAAUUAGUGGAAGCAGCCCUCAGGGAAUGUGAGGUUGAUACCCGUGCUUUUCAGUAUGUGAAGAAGAUCAAGUCGCUGAAUGUCUCAUUGGCAUCAGCAAAUUCUGCUAGCAGAAACAACAUAGUUGAUUGGGCAGAGAAGCUCUAUGGGCAGUCAAUAAGUGCCGUGACAGCAGGUGUGAAAAACUUGUUAUCUAGUGAUAGGCAGCUGGCAUUAACUAGGACAGUGGAGGCUUUGAUGGAGGGAAAGCCAAAUCCAGAAGUAGAAUCUUACAAAAUGUUUGAUCCUCGUGUUCCGAAGUCAAGUUUGGGAAGCAACCAAUUUAAAGGAUCUUUUAAAGAGGCUAUAGUGUUCAUGGUUGGGGGUGGCAAUUAUGUGGAGUAUGGGAGCCUGCAAGAGCUUGUACAGCGUCAACAGCCUACUACAAGGCAUGUUAUCUAUGGAACAACAGAAAUACUCACAGGAGAGGAGUUUGUGGAUCAGCUUGCUAUUUUGGGUCAAAAAAUGGGAUUGGGUGGUGCCCCUGUUGCUGCUCCAACUCAGUAACAUUUGUCCUGCAAUUCGCGCACACAACGCAUGAAAUAAAGCCAUUAUGAGAAGUGAAGAAAUCGUGGUGGGUGAAAAUGUAUAAUUUUCUGCAUAGUUUGAAAUAGUUAGCAGGGACUGUUACGUUUUGUGGUUCUUUUUAUCAAAUUUUCCUUUUUGUAUUUUGUGGUGCCAGCAUGGUGGCUUCAUAUGCGACUUUGAUUGACAUCAUAUUAUCUCUGAUCACCAUGAAGAGUCUAUUUAAGUUCAUAUUUUGUUAUA
This is a messenger RNA of Argentina anserina (silverweed cinquefoil), 2227 nucleotides long. RefSeq names its product SEC1 family transport protein SLY1. The coding region runs from base 110 to 1966 and encodes 618 amino acids. Gene Ontology annotation, cellular component: Golgi membrane; cytosol. The transcript is spliced from 2 exons. Gene Ontology annotation, molecular function: syntaxin binding. NCBI's taxonomy places the organism in Eukaryota, Viridiplantae, Streptophyta, Magnoliopsida, Rosales, Rosaceae. Gene Ontology annotation, biological process: intracellular protein transport; endoplasmic reticulum to Golgi vesicle-mediated transport. The record is from RefSeq and is a predicted model, not a curated record.